This is a messenger RNA of Oreochromis aureus, 1390 nucleotides long. RefSeq names its product eukaryotic translation initiation factor 4eb (gene eif4eb). Gene Ontology annotation, molecular function: RNA 7-methylguanosine cap binding; translation initiation factor activity. Gene Ontology annotation, biological process: translational initiation. Gene Ontology annotation, cellular component: cytoplasm; eukaryotic translation initiation factor 4F complex. The coding region runs from base 114 to 764 and encodes 216 amino acids. The record is from RefSeq and is a predicted model, not a curated record. Lineage: Eukaryota; Metazoa; Chordata; Actinopteri; Cichliformes; Cichlidae. The transcript is spliced from 7 exons.
GUCGGGGCAGCCAGCCAGUGGCAGCUGCAUGCACGGCGCAUGUCCGCAGCGGGACCGUCACGUUGCAUAGUUCGGUCCAAUCAACAGAAACUUUCCUAACAGAGAAUUGUAAGAUGGCGACCGCCGAACCGGAAACUAACCCAAGUCCUACCCAGCCUGAUGAAGAUGGAGCUGAGCAGACUGGACAGGAGAUUGUGAGCCCAGAGGCCUACAUCAAACACCCGCUCCAGAACAGAUGGUCUCUGUGGUUCUUCAAGAAUGACAAGAGCAAAACAUGGCAGGCCAACCUGCGACUCAUCUCUAAAUUUGACACAGUUGAAGAUUUCUGGGCUCUCUACAACCAUAUCCAGUUGUCAAGCAAUCUCAUGUCAGGCUGUGAUUACUCACUUUUCAAGGAUGGCAUUGAACCCAUGUGGGAGGAUGAGAGGAACAAGCGUGGCGGGCGCUGGCUGGUUACACUCACCAAGCAGCAGAGGAGAUUAGACCUGGACCGCUACUGGCUGGAAACUCUGCUGUGCUUAGUCGGAGAGGCCUUUGACGACUACAGCGACGAUGUCUGCGGAGCCGUGGUCAACGUCCGCACAAAAGGGGAUAAAAUAGCCGUCUGGACGUCAGACUACGAGAACCGCGAAGCUGUAACGCACAUAGGGAGAGUUUACAAGGAACGCUUGGGGCUUCCCAUGAAGAUGACUAUUGGUUACCAGUCUCAUGCAGACACCGCUACCAAAAGCGGUUCAACCACCAAGAACAAAUUUGUUGUUUGAGAAACCCCUUAUGUGCCUCUUUUCAUUUUCUUGUCUUAUUUUGUUGUUGGUGCACAUGUUUACUUUGCUGCAAAAGACUCUGCGGAAUGCAAUCUGGAAGGAAAUAAAGAGUUCAUGCCAAAUGUUGCCAUAACCUGCCCAGGAACUUAUACCACAGGAAAAAAGAAAUGCUAUGGAAAACAGAUGAAUGCAAAAACUUCCACAAACACUAAUAAUGAGAGGUAUUAAUAGUGGAUGACAUUUAGAGUGCUUCAUGUUCUACUAAACAAAAUCGUUCUGAUUUUAUAUUUUUAUUUUGUGAAUGGCAGGGAAUCAGAAAAUGUAUAUUUCUCACCCAUUUUACAGCAUUGUUGGUUUGGCUGUAAACCUUAAUGACAUUAAACCCUUUUAAUUUAUUAUAUUAAUUUGCUUGCAUAUUAUUAGAAUGUUAGACCUUCGUUUUAUGCUUUUUUUGCCUUGAGCCAUUGCACGUAAUCCACCUUUUUAAAGUGUUUCAUGACAUAUAUUCAUUUGAGUGUUAAUAUAAUUAAAACAUUGGUUUUGCAAUUAUUAACUGUUAAAUUGUGGAUUUUUUGGUUGCUGUCUGUAAGUGGUACAUUCCUUGUUAUAAACGCUUUGCUAAUUGA